UUCCCCGAAUAGGAAAUGAGCAGUUCCCUGAGAUUCCGAGAUGGAGCGGGGCUGGCCCUGCUGUGCGCGCUCCUGGGGACGCUGUGCAACACCGGAUUCGGGCAGAUUCGCUACUCGGUGCUGGAGGAGGUGGAGAAGGGCUCCUUCGUGGGCAACAUCUCCAAGGAUUUGGGGCUGGAGCCCCGGGAGCUGGCGGAGCGAGGAGUCCGCAUCGUCUCCAGAGGUAGGACUCAGCUUUUUGCUCUGAACCCGAGAAGUGGCAGCUUGGUCACCGCGGGCAGGAUAGACCGGGAGGAGCUCUGCGCUCAGAGCGUGCGGUGCCUGGUAAAAUUUAACAUCCUGGUGGAAGACAAACUGAAGAUUUUGGAAGUAGAAAUAGAAAUUAAAGACAUUAAUGAUAAUGCUCCUAAUUUUCUAACAGAGGAAUUAGAAGUAAAAAUUGGCGAACUAGCAGCUCCUGGAACCCGAUUUCCACUUAAGACUGCAUUUGACCCAGAUGUGGGCAUGAACUCCCUGCAGAACUACCAGCUUAGCCCUAAUGACUACUUCUCCCUGGCGGUGAAGAGCGUCUCCGAUGGGACCAAGUAUCCAGAGCUAGUGCUGGAGCAGGCUCUGGACCGGGAGGAAAGGGAAGUUCACCAGCUUGUCCUCCUUGCCUCAGAUGGCGGCGACCCUGUCCACUCUGGCAGCUUGGGCAUCCACGUGAUAGUUCUGGAUGCAAAUGACAAUCCACCAAUAUUUACACAGCCUGAGUAUAGGAUUAGCGCUCAGGAGAACUUGCCCGUGGGCACCCGGCUGCUCACAGUGAAUGCCACUGACCCCGAUGAGGGAUUCAACGCUCAAGUGUCCUAUGUGUUAGAUAAAAUGCCUGGGAAAAUUGCUCAGAUUUUCGAUCUCAACCCAGUCACUGGAGAUAUAUCACUAUUAAAAAGUCUAGAUUACGAGGAUGCUGUGUUCUAUGAAAUUAAAAUUGAAGCACAAGAUGGUCCAGGUCUCCUUUCAAGAGCUAAGGUCCUAGUCACAGUUCUGGAUGUGAAUGACAACGCCCCAGAAGUUACAGUCACUUCUCUCACAGGAUCGAUCCCAGAAGAGGCGAUUUCUGGAAGAGAAGUUGCCCUUAUAAAUGUGCACGAUCGGGAUUCGGGACAAAAUGGGCAAGUCACGGUUUUUGUCUUGGGAAAUAUGCCGUUUAAUUUAGAAAAAUCAAUAGACCAAUAUUACCGCUUAGUGACAGCGAGAUCUCUGGACCGUGAACAAAGGUCUGAAUAUAACAUCACUCUGAGAGCCACAGAUCGGGGAAGUCCACCACUGUCCACAGACACUCAUAUCACCUUGCAUGUGGCAGACAUCAAUGACAAUUCACCUGCCUUCACGCAGGCCUCCUACUCUGCUUACGUUGCUGAAAACAACCCCAGGGGAGCCUCCAUCUUCUGUGUGACUGCCCAGGACCCCGACAGCAUUGAGAAUGCACACAUCACUUAUGCACUGACUGAGGAUACAGUUCAGGGGGCACCUCUCUCCACCUAUGUCUCCAUUAACUCUGACACUGGAACCCUGUAUGCGCUGCGUUCCUUCGACUAUGAGCAGGUGAGGGACCUACAGUUACUGGUGACAGCCAGUGACAGUGGGGACCCGCCACUCAGCAGCAACGUGUCACUGAGCCUGUUUGUCCUGGACCAGAAUGACAAUGUGCCUGAGAUCCUGUACCCUGCCUUCCCCACAGAUGGCUCCACAGGCGUGGAACUGGCACCCCGCUCUGCAGAGCCUGGCUACCUGGUGACCAAGGUGGUGGCGGUGGACAGAGACUCAGGCCAGAACGCCUGGCUGUCCUACCGCCUGCUCAAGGCCAGCGAGCCAGGGCUCUUCUCAGUGGGGCUGCACACGGGCGAGGUGCGCACGGCGCGGGCCCUGCUGGACAGAGAUGCGCUCAAGCAGAGCCUGGUGGUGGUGGUCCAGGACCACGGCCAGCCCCCCCUCUCGGCGACGGUCACACUCACCGUGGCCAUGGCGGACAGCAUCCCAGAAGUCCUGGCUGACCUGGGCAGCAUCAGCACCCCCGCGGACUCUGAGGAUUCCGACCUUACCUUGUACCUGGUGGUGGCGGUGGCCGUGGUCUCCUGCGUCUUCCUGGCCUUUGUCAUCGUGCUGAUGGCGCUCAGGCUGCGGCGCUGGCACAUGUCACGCCUCCAGGCUUCAGAAGGUGGAUUGGGGGGCUUGCCCACCUCGCACUUUGUGGGCGUGGACGGGGUGCAUGCUUUCCUGCAGACCUAUUCGCAUGAGGUCUCCCUCACUGCAGACUCGAGGAAGAGUCAGCUGAUCUUCCCGCAGCCCAACUAUGCGGACACGCUCAUCAGCCAGGAGAGCUGUGAGAAAAGGCAUUUUCUGUCAGAACCUCAAUCUCUACUUGAAGAUAAAGGAGAAGAAACAUUUUCUCAGGUAAACUCUCUUUAAACUCAAUAUACUCAUGAGCUAAUUUGCUAAAAUAGAAACAAUAUACUUAUGAGUUAAUUUGCUAAAAUAAAUGAAUGUAUUCAAUAUUUACUCAGUUGCCUCCCUUGUUUAUCUUAUCUCUUCUGCUUCUCAUAUUUCCUUGUGUAUAUAUUCAAUAUUUAGGACAGACUCCUGGUGAAUUAUUUCUUUCAAGUUCUAAGUGUUCACACCCCAUCGGGGGAAGUAGAGCUAAGUCCCCUGAAAUUAGUAUAAAUUAGGAUUUUGUGGAUUAAGAUGAUAUUUAGGUUCUCAAAAGAGCACUGCAUUCGGAAUUGGGAAAAUCUGUUUUCUUAUUCUUACUUUCCCAAUUCCUGGGCAAAUCAUCUCAUCUACUUGGGUCAGCAAAUCUUUCUUUAAAGUAUAAGUGUUUGGGGCCUCCUGGUGGCGCAGCUGGUUGAGCACCGUGCUGUGGAACUCUCCUCAGCCUCUGCAGCGCUGGUUCGAUUCCCGGCCAGCCAGGGAGAUUCCCACCUGGUGCAGCAGACCUCUCCUGUCGUGCCCACUGCUCCCCUCAGCGGUGUGUUUAGGUCCUUCUGCCUUUUCUGCUCCCUGCUGUGUCUCAGGUGAAUUCUCUCUCCCUCUGGCACCUCUGGCCUGUACCCCAGUGCUUAUAUAAAUAAAUAAAUCUUUAAAAUAAAAUAAAAUAUCAAGGUUGAAUUUUGAGUUUACCCACAUGUCUUCCUCCUUUAAAAUUUAAGGCAUUUGUGUUUUAUAGUAUGCUGUCAAUUAGAUUUUGAAACACUCUAGAUGCUUAACACUCUCUCAGACUUAAUGCUUUUUCUUCAGUUCGGAAGUAACGUUCUUCAUUUUAUUUUAUUUUUUUUUAGCAUGACUUUUCCUAUUAAGAUGUAAAUUUAGAAACAUAUGUGCUUCACUGUGUUCCAGGAAGGUAUGUCAUGGUAUUUCUGCUUAGUUAAAAAUUUCAUUGGUGUCUAAAGUACCUCUAUGCUUCUUUCCGUUGUGAUCAAGUUAACAUUUUCACUAUAAUAAAUAAGUAGUGUAAUAAUAAACAUGUUUCUCUUCACUGUUACUUUUUGUUUUUCUCAUAUCUGGAAACCAUAUUGCCUUUUUAUCAUUAAAAAAUUAUGUACCCUGAAAGCAUUCAGAGGUCAUAUCAAGUAAUUGCCCCCUGAAGUCGUCCUUAGACAUGUUCUUCCCAUCAAAGUUUCCUAUUCACAGCAACUGUUAAAAAUGUUUCCAGUCCCUCUGUCCUGUUCACAAACACAGUUUUUCUUCCUCUUUCUUCUUCCAAUAUUGGUUUUAGGUAUGUUAAUUAUACGUCUAAAAAUGAAAAUAAUGGUUAUAUUAAUAUUUUACCUAUGGGAUAAUUUUCUUUUGUUUUUGGAAACAAUCAUGAAUUAACUGAGUCAAAUAUUUCAUAGUACUGUCAACUUUCAAGGUGCUGUGAUUUUUAUUAUGUAAGGGCAACUGAGGAAAAAUUUAUCUGAAACUGUGUUGUUUAUUAUUACAUAAUUCUCUGUGAAAUAUUUUAAUUAAAGUAUGAACCAAAACAGUUAAAAGCAUGUUUUAGCAUAUAUGGUAACAUCAAAAGAAUAAAUGCUCUAAGUGUCAUGAUUGAAAUGACAGUGUAUUUCUGUUUCUGUGAUUGUAGGGGAAAUAAAUGUGGGAAAAGGGUUUCUGGAGCAACAAAAGUUUCUCUCCACUAGCUUCACAUUUGGCCUUUAAA
This is a messenger RNA of Talpa occidentalis (Iberian mole), 4177 nucleotides long. Its product is annotated as protocadherin gamma-A3-like. Gene Ontology annotation, molecular function: calcium ion binding. Gene Ontology annotation, cellular component: plasma membrane. Lineage: Eukaryota; Metazoa; Chordata; Mammalia; Eulipotyphla; Talpidae. The coding region runs from base 16 to 2451 and encodes 811 amino acids. The record is from RefSeq and is a predicted model, not a curated record. The transcript has a single exon. Gene Ontology annotation, biological process: homophilic cell-cell adhesion.